CAUUCCGCCACGUAAUCUGGUGCGGAAUAGUGGAACGGUGUAAAAAAACACACACACGAAAGGUAACCGACGCGGUUGUAAACAGCAACGGAUCGUAAAUAAACCAUUCGCCGGUCAUCGCGGACAGGAGAGCAACCGUAAAAUGUGCUCAUUUUUACAUUUGCUCAACCGGCACAUGUCCGGCGAGGUUGAAUUAAUAAUCUGGCUUCCCAUACGGACACACCUUUAGCGUUGGUGGACAGGUAUUAAUAUUUUUCAAGAUCAGAUUUGGUCUCCGUAGCGUUUUUUUUUCAUGCCGCUUUCGUACGAUCGUCGAACGUCGGUCAACGGGUGAAAAUGGUGCACGGUAGAAACUGUUGGUGAAAAAUUUAAAGCUAUGAGUAAUGCAGAAUCAUUCGUAUUUUUUGGAGGCCAUUUUACACACAGCAAAUUUGCUAACCUAACGAUUUAGUAAGAUGCGAUUGAUAUUACGCUUUCGUCAGCUCUGUUAAAUCACAAAUCGUUGUUUAUCCUUUUUGCAGUGAUAACAUUAACCGUUUAUGAAAAAGGAAAUCAUUUCUAAUUAAUCUAAAUUUACUCUCAAAGCAGUAUUUAGUUAAUUUAAAAGUGAAUUAAAUAUAAAGUACAGCUGCUUUCCCGCGCAAACCAAUGAUUUUUCAAAACAUAUCCUUGACAUCUGGUGGUGAAUGCGUAAUGCGUAACGUGUAACGCAAUAUAACCGUCAAAAAAGAUUCGUUUUUUGAGAGUUUCAAUUUUCUCGUUUGACGUUUAUACCGAAGUUUGUGCAGUCGCAGUAAACCCUGAUUCCACGGGUAAAUAUCAUAAGUAGGCUGCACAUAUCUUCCAUCCCAAUUCAUUUCCCAUUUCACUUCGGAGCUUCUCAGCGGCGCAAUGCAUAUUACGAAGCAAGAGCGCAUCGCCAUCUAUAAGAUGCUGUUUAAUGAUGGUGUGAUGGUAGCCGUAAAAUCGCGCAAACCGGAAAUGCAUUGCGAGCUGAAGACGAUACCGAAUAUCCACGUCAUCCUCACAAUGAAGUCACUUGUUUCGAAGCAGUACGUGAAGGAGAAUUAUUGCUGGAACCAUUUUUACUGGACCCUGAACAACGAAGGUAUUAUCUAUCUGCGUGGAUAUUUACACCUUCCGUCCCAGUUGGUUCCAUCGACAUUAAUUAAUCACCGCCGAGAAGUGCCGAAAGUUGUGGGCAACGCUGGAACGGAUCGCUGCUUCCCCAGCAAUCCACGUACCGAAGACGACCGUCGAGUUUACCGUCGUCUGGAAGGUCAGGUCGGAUCUGCCAAAAAGCUGGAUGAUACCGGCGCUGGGACAAACGAUCUUGUAUUCCGCGGAGGAUUUGGGCGAGGAAGCCAAACUAAUGAAAAUUAAGCUUUAACAUCAAGUACAACUCAUAGCAACUCGGGUCUGAAGAGUUAAUAAACGUGUACUGUGCGUGAAACAUUAAAA
Molecule: messenger RNA, 1461 nt
Organism: Anopheles funestus (African malaria mosquito)
Lineage: Eukaryota; Metazoa; Arthropoda; Insecta; Diptera; Culicidae
Product: 40S ribosomal protein S10-like
Exons: 2
Coding region: 892-1383 (163 amino acids)
Cellular component (GO): cytosolic small ribosomal subunit
Molecular function (GO): structural constituent of ribosome; RNA binding
Source: RefSeq, a predicted model, not a curated record